AAUUUUAUAUUAUAGUAAAAAUAUAAACAAACAAAAACGAUAAAGAGCAAUGCACUUUUUGCAUUUAAUAUUAACAAUAUUUUUAAUUAUUUCCAAAAAUUCUGCCACCACAAACAAUCCCGAAAGUUUAGACAAUACACAAUGUGCAAUAGAAAACAAAAAUGAUUGCCAAAAUGAAGAAAACUUUCCAUCGCAAAACGAAAGAUACAAAGAAGUAAAUAAUGCAAUAUUUCAAGCUGUUAGAAAAGCCCAAAAAAAGUAUCGUCCUUGUACCACAAAUACUGAUGAUGACAAUUGCGAGUGUCAUGUCGAUGUAAUACGCAAAGAUUUGGCCCAAUUUAGGGAAAGGGGCAUCACAAAACAAAUGACCAAAGAGGCUGCCAAUUAUGGUACGCAUUAUAAAAUCUAUAAACAUAAGCUGUAUAGACAUGCCAAUUGUAUGUUUCCCUCCAGAUGUGAGGGCGUUGAACAUUUUAUUUUAAAACUAUUGCCAAAAUUACCUGACAUGGAUUUUAUUCUUAAUACACGUGAUUAUCCUCAAGUACAUUCCAAAUUUGGCAACCAAAUGAGACCUGUAUUUUCAUUUUCAAAGACGGUCGACUACUUGGAUAUAAUGUAUCCUGCCUGGACGUUUUGGGCUGGAGGACCUGCAAUAUCACUCCAUCCUACUGGUAUAGGAAGAUGGGAUUUGCAUAGAGAGAAAAUCAUCGCAGCUGCCGAAAAACUAGAAUGGAGCUCAAAGGAAUCUAAAGCAUUUUUUAGAGGCUCACGCACAUCUGAUGAAAGGGAUUCUUUAGUUUUACUCUCAAGACGUAAGCCUAACUUGGUUGAUGCACAGUAUACUAAAAACCAAGCAUGGAAAUCACCUAAAGACACUUUAAAUGCUGAGCCGGCUAAAGAAGUUUCUUUUGAGGAACAUUGUCGUUUUAAAUAUCUUUUUAAUUUUAGAGGAGUAGCGGCUAGUUUCCGUUUUAAGCAUUUAUUCCUUUGUAAAUCGUUGGUUUUUCAUGUAGGCGAUGAAUGGCUGGAAUUUUUCUAUCCUUCUAUGAAACCUUGGAUACAUUAUGUGCCUCUUAAAAAAUAUCCUAAAGAAAAGGAUAUUGAAGAUAUACUACAAUUUUUUCAGGAGCAUGACGAUUUAGCUAAAGAAAUAGCUAAUAAUGGUUUUGAAUUCAUUUUACAGCACUUAAGAAUGCAAGAUGUUGAAUGUUAUUGGAGAAGGUUAUUAAAGAAUUAUGCCAAAAUUUUGAAAUAUAAGGUUGAAGAGGAUAAUAGUUUGAUAGAAAUUAAAGAAAAAUUUAAAAAGUAAAAUAAAUAAAAUUUUAAAUAUAUAAUAAAGAA
Molecule: messenger RNA, 1341 nt
Organism: Lucilia cuprina (Australian sheep blowfly)
Lineage: Eukaryota; Metazoa; Arthropoda; Insecta; Diptera; Calliphoridae
Product: O-glucosyltransferase rumi homolog
Exons: 2
Coding region: 50-1309 (419 amino acids)
Biological process (GO): protein O-linked glycosylation; positive regulation of Notch signaling pathway
Cellular component (GO): endomembrane system
Molecular function (GO): UDP-glucosyltransferase activity; UDP-xylosyltransferase activity
Source: RefSeq, a predicted model, not a curated record